Messenger RNA from Notothenia coriiceps (black rockcod), 322 nucleotides. RefSeq names its product inositol hexakisphosphate and diphosphoinositol-pentakisphosphate kinase 2-like. Gene Ontology annotation, biological process: inositol phosphate biosynthetic process; inositol metabolic process. Gene Ontology annotation, molecular function: inositol hexakisphosphate kinase activity; 5-diphosphoinositol pentakisphosphate 1-kinase activity. Lineage: Eukaryota; Metazoa; Chordata; Actinopteri; Perciformes; Nototheniidae. The record is from RefSeq and is a predicted model, not a curated record. Gene Ontology annotation, cellular component: cytosol. The transcript has 3 exons. The coding region runs from base 88 to 315 and encodes 75 amino acids.
CAAACGGUGUGUGGGUUCGACCUGCUCAGAGCCAACGGACACUCGUACGUCUGUGACGUUAACGGCUUCAGCUUCGUCAAAAACUCCAUGAAGUAUUACGACGACUGCGCCAAAGUCCUGGGGAACAUGGUGAUGAGGGAGUUAGCGCCUCAGUUCCACAUCCCCUGGUCCAUCCCCAUGGAGGCUGAAGACAUCCCCAUCGUCCCCACAACCUCAGGAACCAUGAUGGAGCUGCGUUGUGUCAUCGCCAUCAUCCGCCAUGGAGAUCGCACGCCAAAACAAAAGAUGAAAAUGGAGGUCAGACAUCCUCUGUAAGUCUCUU